Messenger RNA from Exserohilum turcica Et28A, 722 nucleotides. RefSeq lists its product as uncharacterized. The transcript has a single exon. Bases 46 to 522 code for a protein of 158 amino acids. NCBI's taxonomy places the organism in Eukaryota, Fungi, Ascomycota, Dothideomycetes, Pleosporales, Pleosporaceae. The record is from RefSeq and is a predicted model, not a curated record.
AAAAGAAGACAACAACUAGAACAGCAACAACAACAACACUACAGAAUGUCCUCACUCACCCCCGACUACACCCGCAUCCCUUCCUUGUACCGCUUCUUCUUCACCUGGAUAGAUCCCGUCAUUUGUGUCUGGGGCGCCUCAAUGGAUUUCUUCCUCCCUUCUCUCGUGCUCUCGUCGCACAUGCCAUCGCCACCAACGCCCGACCAAGGCCACAUGAUGAUUCUGACGCAGCGCGGUGGCGGCAUGCUGGAUUUCGGCAUUGUGUCUGCGGCGUUGCUGCGGUACACAGACGACGUCAAUGUCUGGCGCAUUGUGCAGGUCGCUUGCUUGGUUGUCGAUCUCGCGUAUUACUGGAGCGUGUGGCGUGUGUUGGGUGCGCAGGGCCGGUUGAGUGUCGCGACGUGGAGACCCGAGGAUUGGGGUAGCGUGGGCAUUACCGCUGUGGCAGGGAUGGUGAGAACGGCAUUUUUGAUGGGUCUUGGUUUUGAGAACAGUCGAGGAAGGGGUAAGAAGCGGGAUUAGGGAGUUGGGCACUCAGUGUUUUUUCUUUUUUCUUUUUGCGGAACGGGGAUGCGUUGGGAACGUAAUAAAGUCUCCCGAGUCAUAGCUAUUGCUCCGCAAGAUUGUCUUACAGCCCAGCUGUGAUAAAGCUGGCGAGACCAACUAUGCACGUUUACCAGAAUACUAUACGAGUACUAUACGAAGAAUCGAGGCCCAUUCAG